This is a messenger RNA of Carassius auratus (goldfish), 5117 nucleotides long. It is a transcript of the gene kcnt1a, whose product is annotated as potassium sodium-activated channel subfamily T member 1a. Bases 380 to 4030 code for a protein of 1216 amino acids. The record is from RefSeq and is a predicted model, not a curated record. The transcript is spliced from 30 exons. Gene Ontology annotation, biological process: potassium ion transmembrane transport. Gene Ontology annotation, molecular function: outward rectifier potassium channel activity; intracellular sodium-activated potassium channel activity. NCBI's taxonomy places the organism in Eukaryota, Metazoa, Chordata, Actinopteri, Cypriniformes, Cyprinidae. Gene Ontology annotation, cellular component: plasma membrane.
CUCUCCAGAUAGACUGAAAUAGCCUCUUGUGCAGGUUAUUAUCUGUAAUUUCCUGAGAACAGGAGGGAGAGAGAGGGUGGGCACUGCGGAAAGGUGGACAGCGUGAAUAAGCCAAAGAAUUGCUCAUUUGACUGACAUUUAAAUUGUCUUUUGGUUUGAUUGCUCCUUCAUUCAAAGUUCUAUUUGUAAACAGAUUGUGGUAACUCUACAUACACUUGUGUGACAUAUAUGUUUAAUAAGCUUUAUGCAUUAACAGAAUGCAGAUAACGGUAGGUUUGCCACUGCUGUUGUGCAUUUAAAAAAACAUCCAACUUCUGCAUGUAUUCAACAAAGAGAUGCUAGUGAAACUAAUAAACAAUUAAAGUGCAUUGCAAUUCUAAUGCAGAGACAUACACGACAGAGAAAGACCAAGCAGAACUCUGGCAGGGAAGCACAUGCUUGUGCGUCUGCAAUCAAGACCGUGUGGGUGGGUUAUUUUGAUCCAUGCCGCUAUAGAUUAUGUAUUUCCAUAACAAUCCUCUCAGCUCAGAUCGCCGCACAUCCUCGUCUAGAAAGCCCCUGGGAUUUCUCUGUUAUGGAAGAGAAGAAUGCAGUGCCAUCCUGGGUUAACCCGGCUCUGGUAAACUGGAGGCUGGACUCUUUUGGUAGCGAUGCCGGGCAGAGGGUCCAUGUGGAGUUUUAUGUGGAUGAGAACACGUUUAAAGAGAGACUCAAACUUUUCUUCAUCAAAAACCAAAGAUCCAGUUUAAGGAUCCGAAUAUUUAACUUCUGUCUGAAGCUUUUGACGUGUGUUCUUUACAUCAUACGAGUCAUGACAGAUAAUCCAGCUCAGCUCCACCACACAUGCAUCAACUGCAGCAGCACCACGCAGACCAACCAGAUCAACUGGGAGCUGAUAUUCUGGGUGGACAGAAAAAUACCAGUUUGGGCCAUUCAGGUGAUAGUAGCAUCCAUCAGUUUCAUGGAAGCCAUGCUGCUAAUGUACCUCAGCUACAAGGGUAAUAUAUGGGAGCAGAUAUUUCAGGUGUCUUUCCUGUUGGAGAUGCUAAAUACUGUUCCUUUCAUCAUAACGAUCUUCUGGCCUCCUCUCAGAAACCUGUUUAUCCCUGUGUUUCUCAACUGCUGGCUGGCCAAGUGUGCUCUGGAGAGCAUGAUAAAUGAUCUGCACCGGGCCAUUCAGAGAACACACUCGGCCAUGUUCAACCAGGUCCUCAUUCUGAUCUGCACUCUCUUAUGUCUCGUUUUCACCGGCACUUGUGGUAUCCAGCAUUUAGAGCGUGCUGGGAAGAAGAGUCUGUCUCUCUUUAACGCUUUGUAUUUUUGCAUCGUGACCUUCUCUACGGUGGGCUUCGGUGAUGUGACUCCACAGAUCUGGCCGUCUCAGCUGCUGGUGGUGGUGAUGAUCUGCGUGGCGCUGGUGGUGCUGCCUCUACAGUUUGAGGAGUUGAUCUAUCUGUGGAUGGAAAGGCAGAAAUCCGGAGGAAACUACAGCAGACAUCGAGCACAGACAGAGAGACAUGUGGUCUUAUGUGUCAGUACUCUCAAAAUCGACCUGCUCAUGGACUUUCUCAACGAAUUCUACGCUCACCCUCACACACAGGAUUAUUACGUGGUCAUCUUGUGUCCAUGUGAGAUGGACGUCCAGGUGAGGAGGAUAUUGCAGAUCCCACUGUGGUCACAGAGGGUAAUCUACCUUCAAGGAUCUGCCCUCAAAAACCAGGAUUUACUCAGAGCCAAGAUGGAUGAUGCAGAAGCAUGUUUCAUUCUUAGCAGCAGGAAUGAAGCUGAUCGCAUGGCAGCAGAUCACCAGACUAUUCUGAGGGCUUGGGCUGUGAAAGACUUCGCUCCGAACUGCCCUCUUUACGUCCAGAUUCUCAAACCCGAAAACAAAUUCCAUAUUAAGUUCGCAGAUCAUGUAGUGUGUGAAGAAGAGUUCAAAUACGCCAUGUUGGCUCUGAACUGUCUGUGUCCAGCCACCUCUACACUGAUCACUUUACUGGUCCACACAUCUCGCGGACAAGAAGGCCAGCAGUCUCCAGAGCAGUGGCAGAGGAUGUACGGCCGAUGUUCGGGUAAUGAGGUCUAUCAUAUCCGUCUGGGUGACAGUAUGUUCUUCAGAGACUACAACAGCAAAAGCUUCACCUACGCCGCCUUUCACGCUCACAAGAAAUAUGGUGUGUGUCUGAUUGGCGUGAAGAGAGAAGAUAACAAAAGCAUCUUGUUGAACCCUGGACCGCGCCACAUCAUGUCUACCAGCGACACCUGUUACUACAUCAACAUCACGAAGGAGGAAAACUCCGCCUUCAUCUGCAGACAGGAAGAAGAUCAGGGAAAGGGGCGGGGCCACUGUGACAUUUUAAACAGAACGUCUGGCCUGCCGGUUCAUAGCAUCAUCGCUAGCAUGGGAACGGUUGCUAUGGAUUUUCAGAACACCAGUCCCACUGAGAGUGGCGUUAAACUGGCUCCGCCCCCGGAGAACGUACGAGGAAGUCGCCGUCCAAGCAUAGCACCCGUUCUAGAGCUCGCUGACUCCUCCUCCUUACUGCCGUGUGAUCUGCUCAGUGACCAAUCAGAGGAUGAGGCUGGACACUCAGAUGAAGAUGUAACAGCUAAUGAAUUUGUGAAAGGAUACCCCCCAAACUCUCCAUACAUUGGGAGCUCCCCGACCCUUUGCCAUCUCCUGCCCCAGAAAGCCCAUUUCUGCUGUUUACGGCUUGAUCAAAGCUGUGAGCAUGUUUCCUUUGAAGAUGCAAAAGCGUAUGGCUUCAAAAACAAGCUGAUCAUUGUUUCUGCUGAGACGCCUGGAAAUGGCCUUUACAACUUCAUAGUGCCUUUAAGAGCUUAUUACAGACCCAGAAGGGAGCUCAACCCUAUAGUCCUGCUGUUAGACAACCUACCUGAUGACCAUUUCCUUGAGGCCAUAUCCUGCUUCCCAAUGGUCUAUUAUAUGGGUGGCACCAUUGACAAUUUGGACAGCCUAUUGCAGUGUGGUGUUCUGUAUGCUGAUAAUCUAGUGGUGGUGGAUAAAGAGAGCACUAUGAGUGCAGAGGAGGACUAUAUGGCUGAUGCCAAAACCAUUGUCAACGUGCAGACCAUGUUCAGGUUGUUUCCAAGUCUCAGUAUAAUCACAGAACUGACUCACCCAUCAAACAUGAGAUUCAUGCAGUUCAGAGCCAAGGACUGUUACUCUCUCGCCCUGUCCAAACUAGAGAAGAAGGAACGUGACAAAGGCUCAAAUCUCGCCUUCAUGUUUCGUCUUCCGUUUGCUGCUGGUCGAGUCUUCAGCAUCAGCAUGCUGGACACACUCCUCUACCAGUGUUUUGUGAAGGACUACAUGAUCCCGAUAGCCAGACUGCUGCUGGGAUUGGACACCACGCCUGGAUCAGGAUACCUGUGCGCUAUGCACGUGUGUGAGGCUGAUCUCUGGAUCCGCACGUACGGGAGACUCUUCCAGAAGUUCUGCUCGUCUAGUUCAGAGAUCCCCAUCGGAAUCUACCGCACAGAAUCACACGCAUCACCUGAGUUUCAAGGUUCUGUCAGCAUCGAGAGGUUAAACGACACCAGGGAGAAGGGGGAGGAGUCAAAGAUCUUCACCAGGAGCUCGUACAGCAGUGACCAAUCAGAGCACCCACUCCUGAGGAAGAAGAGCAUGCACUGGACGAGGCGUCUCAGUAGGCGGAGCGUGAAGAGGUGUGACUCCUCCCUCAGCUCCAUCCACCAGCGUCUGGGCGUGUUACGCCGCUCGGAAAGGGAGGAGCUUUCGGAACUGGUCAGGAACCGCAUGCAGCACUUGGGCCUGCACACGGCUGGAUAUAAGGAUGUCACAAAUCUAACAGCCAGUGAUGUGAUGAACCGAGUUAAUCUGGGGUAUUUGCAAGAUGAGUUGAAUGACCAGCAGAACUCCAUCUCAUAUGUGCUGAUAAACCCCGCCCCCGACACGCUGCUGCAGCUCAAUGAUGUGGUGUUCCUGAUCCGUCCGGAUCCACUGGCUCAUGUACCUGAAGCACCGCCUGGACAAUCCCGCAACUGACACACCAGAACUCAACGAGAUUUAACCGGUCAGAACUACAUCAAAAAGCCAUGAUAGAGUUGGACUAUAAUGUUUCGCUUAUAUAAGCUUUUGCUCUUAGAUUAAUCAAUUAUAUUAUGGUCUGAACACUGCAUAUAAUACAAAUAGCUUUGUGAAAUAUUGUGCAGUGAAGUCAAAGUUCAUGUUCCAUCAGAAAAGAGGGUUAUUUAUCCAUUGCAGUAACAAACACAGAUUGUCCUGUUGCAGAUCAGACACUAGAGGGCGAUAAUGUUAGCAUAAAAACUGAUUACAGUCAUGCAAUUAACUUUGUAAUUUGGAUUAACAUGAUUUUGCUGUUGUAAUGCAUUUCUCAUGCAUUUCUCGUUUUAUUUUCAUGUUUUUUUAUCACCUUAACAGGGUUUUGCAUUAAAGACGAUCUUUAUUAUGUACAGCGGCCGCAAAAAGUAUCUAAGAAUAUCUGAACGUCAUUGCAUUAGAUAAAAUAUCAAACCAUGUAGCAUUUAUUAAAGAAAGAUACACAAGUUGAGUCUGAGACUUAAAGGAAUAGUUCACCUAAAAAUUUAAAUUUGCUCAGGACCUCAAAAUAAUAUAGAGUUUAGUUUCUUCAUCAGAUUUGGGGACAUGUAGCUUUGAAUCAAUGGAUGGAUGCUCUGCAGUGAAUGGGUGCCGUCAGAAAGAGAGUCUGAAAAGCUGAUAAAGACAUCACAAGUAAUCCACAGCACUCCAGUCCAUCAGUUAAUGUCCUGCUAAGCAGUGAUGUAAUGCUACAUAUCUCCAAAUCUGAUGCAGAAACAAUCUCAUCUGCAUCUUGGGGACCUGAGGAGAGUAUAUUUUCAACAUCCAUUGGGUGAACUACUCCUUUAAGUGUCCAAGGGGGGAAUCACUCCAUUCUAGCCAUUCUAGUCAUUAUUAUCGCUGUGCACAUUUGGUUAGUUUUCAGUUAGACUAAGUUGUCCACAUACCAGUAAUAAUGAAAUGUACAAUGUGUUGAUAUUGUAAUUAUAAUGUACAAUGUAUUUAUAUAUGUAUAGACCGUAAUUUGUGUUUUUGUGAAUUUGUUGCCUUUUGAAAUUAAAGUGUUAAAUGC